This is a messenger RNA of Iphiclides podalirius (scarce swallowtail), 2466 nucleotides long. Lineage: Eukaryota; Metazoa; Arthropoda; Insecta; Lepidoptera; Papilionidae. The record is from the annotation of a GenBank genome assembly.
AUGGUUAUCAAAUGUUUUGCUCUUUGUGUAUCUGCGAGUAAUUGUGUGCUGGUCGCGACCAAGAAGAAGAAGACAUUGACGUUCGUGAUCGGUGGGAUCGCGAUGGCGGUCGCGAUAGCGGUUAUCGUCACGCUCGUGGUGGUCCUCUCGGGCAACGAAGGGGGAUCCGCAGAGUCGUUGGUCACCACAGAGGGCACGACGACGCCCGUAGAGCCGACAACAACCACGACAACCACAACAACAACAACGACGACGACAACGACGACAACAGAACCACCCAUCACGGAACCACCAGGGACGUACCCUAUAGAACUGGAGGAUAUAAUUAACGGGGUUUUCACGCCGCCAUCCUUCAAUGGCACUUGGACGUCGGGUAACGAAGUGCUGUUUCGAAAUGAAAACGGAGACCUGGUCUUAUAUAAUGCCGACAGCGAUAGUACGAGAGUUCUUAUUAGCAAUUCAUCGCAGAUACUGCAGCAAUCGUCAAGAGUGAACGAUCUGUCACCAGAUGGCAGCCAUGUAAUAUUGGUCUACAAUGUGGCUCCCGUGUACAGAUACAGUUACCUCGCCCGUUACGCCGCUAUAAACGUUGUGAAUGGAGAGGUUGUUGAUAUCCGGCCGCCUUUGGUGUCGUCGGAGGAAGCUUUCCUGCAGAACUUCGUUUGGGGCCCGUCUGGCACUUCACUGGCUUUUGUUUACCUCAACAACAUCUACUACCAGGCCAGCCUAACCAGCACUCCGCAGCAAAUCACUUCCACUGGACAGCUGAACGUCAUCUACAACGGAAUACCAGAUUGGGUAUAUGAAGAGGAAGUGUUCGUGUCUAACAAUGCGCUGUGGUUCGCCUUCGACGGUAGCAAGAUAGCGUACGCGACCUUCGACGACACGAGCGUGCGGGUAAUGAAAGUGCCACACUACGGGGUUCCCGGCUCCGUGGAUUACCAGUACACUCAGCACCACGAGAUUCGCUACCCGAAGCCGGGCACAACUAAUCCAACCGUGAGGGUCACGAUUCGAGAGCUCAGCACAGGGAUCGAGUCUACCUACAACGCACCUAGUAAUCUCAACGAGCCAAUUUUGAAGACCGUUAAUUUCGUCGACAACAACACAACGGCAUUGACGUGGACCAAUCGUGCUCAGACCACACUCCAAGUUCAACUUUGCACCUAUCCCGAAUUCAACUGUACUCAGAUUUAUCAGUACACGGAAGCGAAUGGUUGGAUUGACAACAUCCCUAUUGUGUUCAACGAAGCUGGCAAUUCCUUUGUGACCAUCCUUCCGCAGACUGUGAACAAUACAUUGUACAAGCAAAUAGUGCAAGUUUCCGACGUAAAUGAGAAUCUAUGGACGGCCGCUGGACGCACGAACACACCGCACACUGUCACAGAAAUUCUACUCUGGACAGUUGACAAUAUCAUCUGGUACAAAGCGACCCACGUGGAUGAUACUGCUGAGCAACACAUCUAUACUGUCAAUGCUGGUCGCGAGGUCACUUGCUUUACGUGUAGAAUUUCACGGGCAGACCGUAACAGAUGCUUGUAUAACGACGCGACCAUCAGCUCUGACAGCUCGAAGAUUGCCAUCAAUUGCGCCGGGCCAGACUUGCCACAAAUUUUCAUUUAUGAUGGAAAUGGUACCCUGCUCACAACUUGGGACGACAAUGCAGAAACGGCAACUCUGUUAGCCGACCGCUGGGUGCCAAGCAUCCUGAGGAUGAGCGUCCCCGUUGCUCCAGGACUGCCUGAAGCCGAUGUCCACAUUCAAGUUCCAUACAACUACCAGCUACGAAACAACGUGCCUUUAUUGGUAUAUGUAUACGGCGGGCCUGACACUGCUCUGGUGACGAAGCAAUGGACUCUCGACUGGGGUACAUCCCUGGUGAACCGCUGGGGCAUUGCUGUCGCACAUAUAGAUGGCCGCGGUUCGGGACUGCGGGGCGUUCAAAACAUGUUUGCCGUGAACCGACGGUUGGGAACGGUGGAGAUAGAUGACCAGAUCACCGUUACCAGGUACCUUCAACAACAGCUGCCCUGGCUGGACGGGAACCGCACUUGUAUAUGGGGCUGGUCCUACGGUGGCUAUGCGGCAUCGAUGGCUCUGGCGCGAGGCGGGGACGUGUUCCGCUGCGCGGCUGCGGUCGCUCCCGUCGUCGACUGGAGAUUCUACGAUACGAUUUACACUGAAAGGUACAUGGACACACCGCAGAAUAAUGCUCAAGCGUAUGCGAAUUCGUCUCUCCUUACUCAAGAAGUGGUCGAGGCAUACCGUAACAAGCGUUACUUCUUGAUCCAUGGUACGGCGGACGAUAACGUGCACUACCAGCACGCUAUGCUCAUCUCCAGGCUGUUGCAACGCCAAGAUGUUUAUUUCACGCAGAUGAGCUACACAGACGAAGAUCACGGUCUGAUCGGCGUUAGACCUCAUCUGUAUCACGCACUAGAAAAAUUCUUACAAGAGAAUAUGCUG